AACAUUCGGAGAGGAGAGAGAACGACGACGCAGCCGCCGACAACGAUUGCGACAUAAACGGAGUUUCGCGACAUUUGAUUGCGUGGAUCACUUUUAGGCUCGCCUUUUUUCGCGUCGGCUCUCGCUGAUAAAAAAAUCGCUUGUAAAAAGUUUCAAACUCCGUGUCGCGCUGUGUAAUUUGAGAAAAGUGAUCCAUCGGUUAGUUUGCAGUGAAAUGUGAGUUAGUACGUAAACAUGAUUCGCGUGCUGGCAUAGCGGUGGAUAGGUGGAUAGGUGGAUGGUGCUGUUAAUCGAGGAAGCCUGGUACCGCGUAUCCGGCGACGUGUCGGAUAAUAGAAAAACGUCGUCGUCUUACCCGCGUCGUGUCGAGUCGUCGUUUCUCGAUGUGCUGAGGCAGCGUGGAGGUCGAGCAGCGGGAGGAUGCGAGGAGCCGCAGCUGCACCGCAACCGGCGCCGGCGCCGACGCCGAUGCCGAUACUACAGCAGGCGUCCCAGUGCAUACCGAUCCAGACCAAUUAUUACAUGCUCCGUAACGGUGGCAAUGACAACGCCAGCAUCGCGGCGCACGGCAGCGACGGCUGCAAUUCGGCCAGUAACUCGCCGGUGGCAUGUUACGAGAGUUUCACGCCGUCCGCGACGCAUCUGAUGGACCUCAGCGGCCCAGCGCCGGAGCAACAUCGUAACCUUUUGCCGUCCAAUUAUCAUCAUCAAGUCCCGGCCGGCUACAGUCUUUCGCACAUUGUCUAUAAAAAUCCGGAAGACUCGAGGUACCAUCAUCACCAUGACGUGUAUUCGCCCGGCGGCUGUGGCGCCGAGGAAAUGGUCGCUCCCGGCUCCGUCCAGUCGAUCCAGGGCCAGUCCUACCAUCCCGUGGAUGGAGUACCUGUGAUGGAAUACAAGGCGGAAAUCGAGUUCAAGCCCGAGAUGGAUAUGGUCGAUCAUGUCCAGAGGUACUGCAAGCAGACCCCGGAACUCGGUCACGUGACGGAGCCGUCGUCGUCGUCGACGAGAAACUACGGUGUCGCGGACGGCAGGCCGGCUGUCAGGAAGAAGAGGAAGCUCAGCGGCACCAGCAACAACGAGUCUGAGGGCGAGACUAUGACGGCAACCUCCUCGACAAGGACCAAGAUACGUCGCAAGAACGGCCAGAGCGACGAGGAGACUCAGAAUCAAAGAGCAAUGGCGAAUGUCCGUGAACGUCAGAGAACGCAGAGCCUCAACGAGGCAUUCGCCGCGCUCAGGAGGAUCAUACCUACUCUUCCAAGCGACAAGCUCAGCAAGAUUCAAACUCUCAAGCUGGCCGCUAGAUACAUCGACUUCCUGUUCCAUGUGCUCAGGUAUAGCGCCGAUAACAGCGAGAGCACUGAAAAUAUAGGAGAUAGAGGCGCCAGAAGUGCGAUUUUGACCGCGAGGGAAAUCGCAUCGUCACCCAGUACUUAUACGGCGCAUGAAUUAUCCUACGCUUUCAGUGUUUGGCGAAUGAGAGGCGACUGGAAUUCGAAUUUGUAAAAUAAGCGGCCCUGUUAGGAUAACAUAUUACAUUAAAGUUUAAUAAGGUAAGAUCGCGAGAGAAUUACAAGACAUUCGUAAAUUUAAUGUACGUCGCAAGAAUAUCUUGUUCAUCAAAAGAGUAUAAUACGCGUACAAGUACGAUAAUUUUUAUAUCAAACUAAAGAAAUUAGAGAUUAGGAAAAAAAAAGGUAUGAAAUAGAUGUUCCUGCGGCUUUGCUAUGCACGUAAUGUUACUCUCGCCGGUCCUUUCGGAAAUCAUUAUCUUUUAUAUAAAAAUAAAUAAAUUAUUAUAUAUAGGAUUGUGAUCUCACCCGUACGAAAUAAUAACACGUAUGUUCGCGGCGUUCUCUUCCGGCUCGCUUUGAAAUCUAAUCGCGGCAGUUAAUUCUGUCCCCGUUAAUUCGCGGCAUCGCCCGGCCGCUCGCUCUCGCUCGCAAUAAUGUAAGCCAAUAAUUUACGUCUUCUCAUCGGACUAUUAACGGCGCGACAACUCCUCGUGUACUGCAUCGCAUCGCUGCAAAGCGUGCUUAUUAACCGACGCUGCGUCACGCACCUGCAUCAAUCAACGAAAUUAUCUCUUCGCGAGAACGACAACGAUCGUGGCAUGACGGAUCUUUGUCCCUGCUCGCGUGGAUUUAAAUUGGAGUGAAAACAACUGGUGUUGUUACGCAAAUAAAUGAAAAUGUUUUCUGAAAAUUUCCUCAAGACUUUCGACAAAGAGUGUAAGCUUUCUAAUUAUUCCUCAUAUCGCGGGGUAUAUCUCGAACAAUAAAAUACGACGGGUAAUCGAUUAUUGCUGGGAGAUUCCCUCACUCGCAUUUAUAUUCUUCGUUUUGGCUACCUCUCGAAAGCACGUCUUGCAGCCCGUUAACGCCAAAUUUACGAGCGUUUACCCGGUCUGUCCAAACAAUCUUUUUACAUAGUUGAUUUAUUGAAUCUUAUAAGCUUCACUAAACUUGCCUUCCAAGCAUUCACCGCAAACUUGAGUCGAUAAACUGCAAAUUUCAUAACUCUUAACGUAGCAAAUAUUUUAUAUAUGUAUAUAUAUAUAUAUAUAUAUAUCUGCACAUAAAGAACAUUUAAAGAUUAUAAUAUCAAAUUUAAAUUAUAUUUAAAUUAUUGCAUAAUAAUCGUGGGAAUAAUCCGGGGGAAAUGCAAAUGUACUUUGCAAGUGAAUUUUAAUUUUGCAUAUACAAA
Messenger RNA from Formica exsecta, 2709 nucleotides. RefSeq lists its product as uncharacterized. The transcript has 2 exons. Gene Ontology annotation, molecular function: RNA polymerase II transcription regulatory region sequence-specific DNA binding; DNA-binding transcription factor activity, RNA polymerase II-specific; protein dimerization activity. Gene Ontology annotation, biological process: regulation of transcription by RNA polymerase II; developmental process. Bases 421 to 1509 code for a protein of 362 amino acids. The record is from RefSeq and is a predicted model, not a curated record. Lineage: Eukaryota; Metazoa; Arthropoda; Insecta; Hymenoptera; Formicidae.